Podarcis muralis (Common wall lizard) is the source of this 1162-nucleotide messenger RNA. It is a transcript of the gene RPLP0, whose product is annotated as ribosomal protein lateral stalk subunit P0. Gene Ontology annotation, molecular function: large ribosomal subunit rRNA binding; structural constituent of ribosome. Gene Ontology annotation, biological process: cytoplasmic translation; ribosome biogenesis; ribosomal large subunit assembly. Gene Ontology annotation, cellular component: cytosolic large ribosomal subunit. The record is from RefSeq and is a predicted model, not a curated record. NCBI's taxonomy places the organism in Eukaryota, Metazoa, Chordata, Lepidosauria, Squamata, Lacertidae.
CGCUCUCCGCCGAUUGGCCGCGGCGCUCGGGGAGGCUAUAAAAGCGUGGGGCGGGGGCGGGGCCAGUUCUUUUGCUCCACGGAGGCCUCGUGAGAGAAACACCGGAGUCUUUAAACCGCUGCCGUGCGAUCCUUGGGUCACCGCGAUGCCCAGGGAAGACCGAGCCACGUGGAAGUCAAACUACUUCCUCAAGAUCAUCCAACUCUUGGACGACUAUCCAAAAUGCUUCAUUGUGGGAGCAGACAAUGUCGGUUCCAAGCAGAUGCAGCAAAUCCGCAUGUCCUUGCGUGGGAAGGCCGUGGUCCUGAUGGGGAAGAACACCAUGAUGCGCAAGGCAAUCCGGGGACAUCUGGAAAACAACCCUGCUCUGGAAAAGCUUCUGCCUCAUAUCCGUGGUAAUGUGGGCUUCGUGUUCACCAAGGAGGAUCUGACUGAAAUCAGGGACAUGUUGUUGGCCAACAAGGUACCAGCUGCUGCUCGUGCAGGUGCUAUUGCCCCCUGUGAGGUCACUGUGCCAGCUCAAAACACCGGCCUUGGCCCUGAGAAGACCUCCUUUUUCCAGGCUUUGGGCAUCACCACCAAGAUCUCCAGAGGCACCAUUGAAAUUCUGAGUGAUGUGCAGUUGAUCAAGACCGGAGACAAAGUGGGUGCCAGCGAAGCCACCUUGCUGAACAUGUUGAACAUCUCCCCCUUCUCCUUUGGGCUCGUCAUCCAGCAGGUGUUUGAUAAUGGCAGCAUUUACAGCCCUGAAGUCCUGGACAUCACUGAAGAGACCCUGCAUGGGCGCUUCUUGGAAGGUGUUCGCAAUGUUGCCAGUGUUUGCCUGCAAAUUGGCUACCCGACAGUUGCCUCUGUGCCCCACUCCAUCAUCAAUGGGUACAAACGAGUCCUGGCUGUGGCUGUAGAGACUGAUUACUCUUUCCCAUUAGCUGACAAGGUAAAGGCCUUCCUGGCUGACCCUUCUGCUUUUGUGACUGCUGCCCCUGUGGCAGCUGAGGUUGCAGCUCCCGCUGCAGCAGCCCCAGCCAAGGUGGAGGCCAAGGAAGAGUCUGAAGAGUCUGACGAGGACAUGGGAUUCGGUCUCUUUGACUAACUUUCAGAGUUUUGUUGCCAAUCAGUCGGAGCAGAAUGAAACAAUAAAAUAAAAGUACUUCUCUACACA